Messenger RNA from Trichoderma reesei QM6a, 1302 nucleotides. RefSeq lists its product as uncharacterized. The record is from RefSeq and is a predicted model, not a curated record. Gene Ontology annotation, biological process: regulation of DNA-templated transcription. Lineage: Eukaryota; Fungi; Ascomycota; Sordariomycetes; Hypocreales; Hypocreaceae. The annotation marks the transcript as partial. Gene Ontology annotation, molecular function: DNA-binding transcription factor activity. The transcript has a single exon.
GUCGACCUGAACUUCAGCCCUGCUUUGAAUAGCAUCAGCACGAGUUCUCUCCUCAACGCCAACAUUUCCUCUCAAGACUUUCAAGUCUUCACCACGGAUUCCCAGUCAACAUGGCUUCCCAACUCAGCUUCCGCCCUGCCGGCACCAUCCGAGCAUCUGUCCCUGAACCCCGUCGAGAAUCCCCAGCAGGACUUUGUUCUGUUCGACAACCCGCCGCCUCGUCAACAUCAUAAUAGUCGCAUUGCAGUACCUAGCCAACGUCGUCACUCUUGUCACUCCCGUCGCGAGAAGCACGCUUCACCCGCAGUCCAGAACCAACGAGUGGCCCAGAUUCUCCAGGCUAUCGGGCACCCAGCAUUGUCUUCUGCAUACGGCAAUCGUUUAUCGAAUCAGUUCUACGCAUCCUCGGCUCCACCCUCAACUGUCUCCUUGAAUCGGUCUUCUCGCAGUGCACGGCCACCAGUACCCUUGUUUCCAUCCGACACUGGUAACCUGACACAAGCCGCCAAGAUGAUGAACGCUGCAGGUUCGUGCCACUCUUCGAACUCGUCUCCUCCUGAUCACCCUUGCUCAUACCCCUCAACAGAUGUCGAUUUGGACGACUUCACCGUCUUUGAAGGAGGUGCCUCCACGGCCUUCUCUUCUCCGGCUGUCGCUUCCAGCUUCGACUUCAGCAGCGGCGCCUCGAGCGCAGCUUCAAACCUUGGCACUGUGUCUCCCCAGGACCUUCUGGUCCAGGAGCCCUUCAUGUCGGCGCCCAACUCUGCGGCCCUGACUGCCUUGACGUCUCCUUCGCUGUACAAUGGCAGUCCCGACUUCGAUUCCUUUGACGUCUCUCCCAACUUUGGCACUGCUGAAUUUGACAACGGUCCUAGCGACCCCUGGUAUCCUUUGUUCCCUUCUGCGGACACGGUCCCUCACGAGCUUGUCAACCCAAGCGAGUCUCCCGUCCAGAAGCCUUUGGAAUCAGAGCCCAUGUACCGAUCGUCUUCUUCAGGCAGUGGCAGUGGCAGCGGCAAGAAGAAGCCUGCGAGUGGUUCGCCCACGAGCGGCACUCGCCACUCUUCCGUCUCCGGUGUCAACUCUCGCCGCCGAGACAAGCCCCUGCCCCCCAUCAUUGUUGAAGACGCCAACGACACAGUGGCCAUGAAGCGAGCCCGCAAUACCUUGGCUGCUCGAAAGUCGCGUGAGCGAAAGGCUCAGCGAUUCGAAGAGCUGGAGGACCGUAUUGCGAAGCUCGAGGCCGAGCGUGAUCACUGGAAGAGGAUUGCACUGUCGCAAUCUGGUGUUUUGACGGAGUAA